AUGUCUCUGUUUGCAGGUGUGCAGUGUGAGGUGCAGCUGGUGGAGUCUGGGGGAGGGUUGGUACAGCCUGGGGGGUCCCUGAGACUCUCCUAUGCAGCCUCUGGAUUCACCUUCAGUAACAGUGACAUGAACUGGGUCCGCGAGGCUUCAGGAAAGGGGCUGGAGUGGGUCUCGGGUAUUAGUUGGAAUGGCGGUAGGACACACUAUGCGGACUCCGUGAAGGGCCGAUUUACCAUCUCCAGAGACAAUUCCAGGAAGCCCCUGUAUCUGCAAAAGAACAGACGGAGAGCCGAGGACAUGGCCGUGUAUUACUGUGUGAGAAAUCCUGUGAGGGGACACAAGUGUGAGCCCAGACACAAACCUCCUGCGGGAACGUUGGGGGAAAUCAGCUGCAGGGGGCGCUCAGGACCCACUGAUCAGAGUCAACCACAGAGCAGGAAUGAAAGGUCCUCAACCAUGGUCACCAGCAUCAGAGUCGUGAGGAAGCUCAGGGGUGCCUGCCCGGGAUCGUUCUCAUCAAAAUGUCAUUCAGAUCCUGUGUAUGACAAAAAUUGUGUUUUUCAGCGCACUCAUGUUCUAGUAAAGCCCUCAGAGACCCUCUCCUUCACCUGUGCUGCCUCUGGAUUUCCGAUCAUAACCAGUACUUCCUCCUGGGGCUGGAUCUGCCAGCCUCCAGGGAAGGAGCUGAAGUGGGUCAGGUGUGUAGGUCAUGAGGAAGCACACAGUACAACCCGCUUCUCAAGAGUCCAGUCACCACCUCCAGAUCCACAUUCAGAAAGCAGUUUUUCCUACAGCUGA
Messenger RNA from Pongo pygmaeus (Bornean orangutan), 798 nucleotides. RefSeq lists its product as uncharacterized. The record is from RefSeq and is a predicted model, not a curated record. Lineage: Eukaryota; Metazoa; Chordata; Mammalia; Primates; Hominidae. The transcript has 3 exons. Bases 1 to 798 code for a protein of 265 amino acids.